Messenger RNA from Lampris incognitus (smalleye Pacific opah), 2500 nucleotides. RefSeq names its product glutathione S-transferase, C-terminal domain containing (gene gstcd). Bases 142 to 2049 code for a protein of 635 amino acids. NCBI's taxonomy places the organism in Eukaryota, Metazoa, Chordata, Actinopteri, Lampriformes, Lampridae. The transcript has 11 exons. The record is from RefSeq and is a predicted model, not a curated record.
GCCAGAGGCGUGCUGUCCGCACCGCAGUUGCUGUCGUAAGUGUUCAAAAGACAUUUUAAACCCUGGAAUCAAACCACACGUAGUUACAAGGUUUCCCGGGCUUGUCGUAUACAGAUAAGGGAUUUGCAGAACAGAUUGCAAAUGAAGCAAUCCGACUCCGAACGGUCCUCCCUCUAUCUAGAAGUUUGCACCGACGACGAAGAGCCGUCUCUUCCUCUGCACACUUCCAUCGCGCUGUUUCUCCUGUCGUACUGCGAAUGCAAGUCCUUCAAUGUGCUUCUGGUCACGCCGGCGCCUGUCGGCCCUCACACACUGAGUGGUCGCCUACCGCAGUCCGUGGACGUCUCCAUCAUAUCCUCCGAUGACGCGCCCUCGCUGCUGAGGGGUUGUCGUCUCCCUGCUGUCAUGGAUGGGACGGCGAGAUACUGCAGGGCCGGACUCGCGGUGGUGCUUCGGCACAUCAUCGCCAAAACCGCCGAGGCUGACCCCCGCAGGAAGGACGUGGUGGCAUUGCUCGGUUUCAAGAACACCUGCCUGAAAGCCUGCGCUGAGGUGAGCCAGUGGACCAGACUGUGUGAGCUCGGUAUUCCCUCAGCAGUUGAAGAACACCUGAGAAAUCCUGGGGAGCAGUGCACACACCUCCCUCCCGCUGUUCUCCACCUGGAGAAAAAAUUAGGGGAGCCAGUUAAAGUCCACAAUGAUGACAAAAUUCGCAGACAAAAACUUCGACAGCAGAAGCAAAAGGGAGACGGAGAAUCUGCAAAAGGCCAAGAAAACUCGGAGUCCCAGUCUGUUCUGUCAUCACAGGGCCAUGAUGGGCUUGAGCUGAGAGCCGCCCUGGAGAAACUGUUUGUGGGUGCAAUUCCACAUCCAACCACCAGGGAGAACUCUGAGAUUAGAAAAGUGAAGACCACAGACCUGCCUUUCCUGGAGCAUGUGUUUGCAGAAGGGAUGUACUUCACUCUGACUGAUGUGGUCCUGUUGCCGUGCAUCUACCGCUACCUGUGCUCCCUCAAAGCCCACGCGGCUAGCACUCUGUCCCAGCUUCCCCUCCUGCUGCGCUGGUAUGGCCGCGUUCAGGAGGUCCCUGGAGUUCUAAAAGCAGCCCAAGACUGUAGGAUGGUUCUCUCCACUGUCCAAGCCCCCGGGCCCUGCCCCAGUGCCCCAGCUGCAAAGACAAUUUCAGCUGGCCAAGUGGAGCAGGGAAGCCUUGAGAGGACAACGGACGUGCCCUUUGUUGGUGGCCCCAGGCCGACAAUGACUAAACUUAAAGAGCGUGGUAUUGAGGCUGUCUUUGUCCCUCAUCCUUGCCCUAUGUGGGCUAUUCCAUGGGACAACUUACCAGGAGCUGUUAACCCCACUGAAGGCAAAAUGUCAGACGCCCGUGCAAUGAGGAAAAGGCAACAGCUGAAUAAUUUGGUUGCCAUGGUAACAGAGCUUGCCAGGCCUGGAUACACUGUUGUGGAUUUCUGCAGCGGAGGGGGGCAUGUAGGUAUUGCUCUGGCCCACACUCUUCCCUAUUGCCAGGUGAUCCUCAUAGAAAACAAAGAGGAGUCCUUGGUAAGGGCCAAGGACCGCAGUGCUGAGCUUGGUCUGGCCAACAUUGGCUUCAUUCAGGCCAACUUGGACUACUUCAGUGGACCGUUUGACAUUGGGGUGGCUCUCCAUGCAUGUGGUGUUGCAACAGACAUGGUGAUGGAGCACUGCAUUCAAGCAGGGGCAGCCUUCGUGGUCAGUCCUUGUUGCUAUGGCUUCAUCCAAAAUACGAUGAAGUUCACCUUCCCGAGGAGCAAACGCUUCCAGGAGGCUCUGAGUUACAAGGAGCACAUGGUUCUCUGCCGCUUUGCAGACCAGACGGCUAUCCAGCUCCCUCCUGAAAGACGUCUCAUAGGUAAACAGUGCAUGGGCCUGGUGGACUUGGAUCGUUCCUGGGCAGCAGAGGCUCAUGGGUACUCAGUACAACUGAUGACCAUGGAGCCUGAAAGCUGUUCGCCAAAGAACAACAUGCUGGUGGGUGUGGCCAGAGAGAACGCCACAGCAGAGGAGUAAACUGUCACUCAUUGCUGGCAAACUUGGAGUGCUGCAGAAUCAAGAAGACUGUAGAUUGAAGAUUGUUGAUGGGAUCAAAGUUGGCCAAGUAGCUGGGGUGUUUAAUAAGGACUCCAGAGAUAAGGUUCCUUUUAAUCCACAUCGGUGACUUACUUUUUGUCCAUCUGUUUAUAAGUAACAUCUGUUUAGUUGUCUUUUUUUCCACCCCUUUUUCCUGAUGUAUGCUUGGGAAGGAUAACAGAUGUUUGGCCUUUUGAUCAGUCAUUUGGAGUGGUAUUACAGCAACCUUCACCCUGUAGUGUCUUUUAGGGGGCACUGCCAUAGAUGUUAAACUAAGACAGGGGUAAAUACUUAACGAAAUCCCGUUCCCUUACUAUGAUCCCAUGUCAAAGUCUUUACUUGUGCUCUCGUACUGGCCACAUAGCUGUGGUUUAAGAAUUAAAAGCUACAA